Messenger RNA from Fulvia fulva, 366 nucleotides. RefSeq lists its product as uncharacterized. The record is from RefSeq and is a predicted model, not a curated record. The transcript is spliced from 2 exons. Lineage: Eukaryota; Fungi; Ascomycota; Dothideomycetes; Mycosphaerellales; Mycosphaerellaceae. The coding region runs from base 1 to 366 and encodes 121 amino acids.
AUGUCCAGCGUUUCCAAUGACACUCGCGCCGCCGAGGACAACUACGAGGCACAGAACGACCAGACCGGCGGUGAUGUUCCAGCAGGCGAUGCUGGCGACAAUGACUACACCAGUCGUACUGGUCAGAACCAAUAUGGCAUUCCAGUCCAGAGCGACAGUGCUACCGUAGAGGAUCCAAUCGACGACCCAAAGGUCGCAAACUCUGAGGAGCAGCUUCAGCGUGACGAUCGCGACGCUAUCGACGAGUCCAACAUCGUGGACGGCCGCACACGUGGUGCUGCGAAGUCGAGUGGCACAUACACCGAGCCCGGUGAUGAGGAGGGACUUCCAGGUGCCAACGAUGGUACUUCUUCCGGCGCGCAGUAG